UUUAAAUUUCUGUGAAAUUUCAAACUUAAUUUGAACGUUAAUCAAUUUUUUCAAAACUAUUAAAAACUUGUUUGCCAUGUCAUACAGCGACGUUAUUAAAGGAAUUAACAGUAAGUGUAAAUCAACGUCCAAUUAAAAUUUAAAUGAUAGGAUUUGAUUGUGAAAAGCACGCAAAUUUUGUUUUGUGAUUUUUAUUGGCAUUUUAUUCAGUAGAUUAAGCCUAACUUAACCAUAAAUUUGUUCAACGACAGUUCAGAGAAGAAACAGACUCUCCUAAAAUAAGAAUGGAUAAGUCUAGCAGACCAGAAAUCAUGGAAAACUUAAUUGGCGCUAUUAAUAAGAUCCAGGAUGUCUUUAAUGCUCUCAAAGUUCCUAAUUCCAUUGAAUUGCCGCAGAUUGUAAUGCUUGGAUCUCAGAGUACAGGCAAAAGUUCAGUGCUGGAAUCAAUUGUUCAUCGUCCAUUCUUGCCUCGCGGAUCUGGUAUUGUAACUCGCUGUCCAUUAGUCUUACAGCUUGUUGAAUGUAAGAUGGAUAAUAGAAAAUAUCGUAAAGAAGAAAAUGGAACCACCGAAAUUCAAGAAUGGGGCGAGUUCCUGCAUUUAAAGGAUGAAAUAUUCUCUGACUUUGAUUUGAUCCGCAAAGAAAUUGAGGACCAAACAGACAGACUGGCUGGAAACAACAAAGGAAUCUGUCAUGAACCAAUUAAUUUGAAAAUUUAUUCACCAAAUGUUGUAACUUUAACACUUGUUGACUUACCUGGCAUAACUAAGGUUGCAGUUGGCGAUCAGCCAGAAGACAUUGAAGACCAAAUCAAAAAGCUUGUCAUGCUUUACAUUGAAAAUCCUUUAUCAAUCAUCUUGAGUGUUAGCACAGCUAAUACAGACAUCGCCAACAGUGAAAGCUUAAAGUAUGCAAAACGUGUUGAUCCCGAAGGUGACAGAACAUUGGCGAUUCUUACAAAGAUUGAUUUAAUGGAUAAAGGAACUGACGCAAUGGAAAUGCUUAGUGGUCAAGUCAUUCCAGUUAAAUUAGGCAUAAUUGGAAUCAUUAAUCGUUCACAGCAUGACAUAAAUGAGAAUAAGACAAUUGAUGAGCAGUUGAUGGACGAAAAAGCAUUUUUUGAGAAGAACUACAAGGAAAUAGCUCAUCGCAAUGGAAUUCCGUUCUUGUCCAAGCGAUUAAGUGAAUUGCUUAUGAAUCACAUUAGUGACAGCCUGCCAAACUUAAAACUGGAAGUUGCCAAUAAAUUGAGUGACUAUCAAAAACUUCAUGAUGCUUGCGGAGAAGAAGUAAAGGAUCGAGACAAGAUUAUUGUUGGAAUUGUCACGAAAAUGACGAAAUUCUUCUCUGAAAUUAUCGAUGGUAAGUGUACAAAGAAGAUUACGGAUGUAAAGGCUUUAUGUGGCGGUCCAAAGUUCCGUAGAAUUUUUGACGAAUUGUUUACUGUUGCUUUAAUAAAAAUUGAACCGGAACUAAGCAUAGCUGAUAUUGUCUCGUACAUCUCGAAUAAUGGAGGUCCAAGACCAGCUGUUUUUGCGCCUGAAAAUCUCUUCAAUAAUCUCGUCAAAGAGCAAAUUGAACGCUUACGAGAACCGGCAUUAAAAUGUGUUGAAAACAGCUAUGAUGAAAUGGGAAAAGUGAUCCUUAAAUUAGUUAAGGAACAGCAUGUUCUGGCUCGUUUUAAUGUCCUUGAGAAGAAAAUUUAUACAGUUUUGAAAAAUUUCCUAAACGAUCGACUUCCAGCUGCUAAGGAAGCAACAAAUAAAUUAAUUAACACUGAAUUGUCAUCAAUUAAUACAAAUCAUCCAGACUUUUCGAUUGAAGCUGCUUUAAAGGAAGAUACUUACAAAAGUGUUAAGAUUGAAAAGGAUGCAGAAAUAAUUGAGCAUUUAGUCAAGCAUUACUUUCCAAUCGUCAAGAAAACUGUUCAAGAUCAAAUUCCAAAAAUUAUUAUGCAUGAAAUGAUCAAGUAUAUGAAGGAUAACAUUGAAUCGGAAUUGCUUGGCAAGUUGUAUAAAGAAAAUCAACUGGAAAUGCUUCAAGAAUCUGAGGAAAAUGCUUAUCGACGUGAAAAUGCUAAAGCUAUGAUUAAGGCACUGAAAGUUGCUAAAGAAACCAUUGAGGAAAUUGAAUUAGGAUAUUGAGCAUGUUUGAAAGUAUAAACGAUUUUUAUUUGCCUUAAUUCCAUUAAUUCUGAUAACUUUAAAGUCCUCAAAAUUGAUUUUUGUAACUAUUAUUAAGAAAAUGAGCUAACGAUAAAAAGCUAAUUAUAAAAUUUAUGUAACUUUGAAACUUGAUAUGUUAACAUUUUUAAAACACAAGCAAUAAAGCAAACUGUAAAACAAAAGA
This is a messenger RNA of Chironomus riparius, 2349 nucleotides long. The record is from the annotation of a GenBank genome assembly. Lineage: Eukaryota; Metazoa; Arthropoda; Insecta; Diptera; Chironomidae.